Messenger RNA from Humulus lupulus (European hop), 1825 nucleotides. Its product is annotated as protein DJ-1 homolog B. Gene Ontology annotation, molecular function: protein deglycase activity. Lineage: Eukaryota; Viridiplantae; Streptophyta; Magnoliopsida; Rosales; Cannabaceae. Gene Ontology annotation, biological process: protein deglycation, glyoxal removal; guanine deglycation, glyoxal removal. The record is from RefSeq and is a predicted model, not a curated record. The transcript has 8 exons. Bases 170 to 1477 code for a protein of 435 amino acids. Gene Ontology annotation, cellular component: cytosol; nucleus.
AGAAUGCUAGCUAGAUGAGGCGCCACGUAGGAUAAUACGAAGACACAUUGAAUCACAUUCUUCGCCAUAUCCUCACAGUAACACAACAGUGUGUUGGUUUACUAUUUUUUUUUUAGAUCUCGAAAGCUCUUCAAUGAAUCAUUUUCCCAUCCUAUAAAUAAAUUUCCAAAUGGCAUUACUACUGCGUUUUCCUCCUCACUCUAUUUACCUUCUCCGCCACACUUCAACUCCGCCGAAGCUCUUCACUCCCCCAACCCAAAACAAGCGUCUCCUCCUCUUCUCCGCCGCUGCCAUGGCUACUCCCGCUGCUCCUGCUCGCAAGGUUUUGGUUCCGAUCGCUAAUGGCACGGAGCCGAUGGAGGCGGUGAUCACCAUUGAUGUUCUGCGACGAGCUGGAGCUGAUGUUACUGUUGCUUCUGUGGAGAAGCAGCUUCGUGUUGAUGCUUGCCAUGGAGUUAAGAUCGUCGCUGAUGCUUUGAUCACUGAUUGUGGCCAAAACGUCUUUGACCUCAUCACUCUACCUGGAGGCAUACCUGGGGCUACCAAUCUUAAAAACAGUGGAAUUCUAGAAAGCAUGGUCAAGAAGCAGGCUGCAGGUGGGCGGCUUUACGCUGCAGUUUGUGCUUCCCCUGCAGUGGCUCUCGGGGCGUGGGGUUUGUUAAAGGGCAAAAAAGCAACGUGCUAUCCAUCAUUUAUGGAACAAUUAGCCUCUACUGCAAAUGCUGUUGAGUCAAGAGUCCAAGUGGAUGGAAAAGUUGUAACAAGUCGUGGACCUGGGACUACUUUGGAAUAUGCUGUUGCACUGGUUGAGCAGUUGUAUGGGAAAGAAAAAGCUGAUGAAAUUUCUGGCCCACUGGUAAUGCGAUCCAACCAUGGUGAAGAAUAUACUAUAAAGGAGCUAAAUCCUGUGCAAUGGACAUUCAAUGAUGGCCCAAGGAUUCUUGUACCUGUUGCCAAUGGCAUAGAGGAAAUGGAAGCUGUUAUGAUCAUUGAUGUUUUACGAAGAGCAAAAGCAAAUGUAGUCGUGGCGUCUGUUGAGGAUAAAGUGGAAAUUUUGGCUUCUCGCCAAGUCAAACUCGAGGCAGAUAUGCUUCUUGAUGAGGCUGCCAUACUUUCAUAUGACCUUAUACUUUUGCCAGGUGGACUCGGUGGUGCUCAAGCAUUUGCAAACUCAGAAAAGCUGGUAAAUUUGUUAAUGAAGCAGAGGGAAUCAAAUAGACCUUACGGAGCAAUAUGUGCUUCCCCAGCUCUAGUCCUCGAGCCCCAUGGUUUGCUCAAGGGGAAAAAGGCCACAGCUUUUCCUGCCAUGGUGAACAAGCUGUUGGAUCAGAGCGAAGCCGAAAACAGGGUGGUCGUGGAUGAAAACCUCAUCACGAGUAGAGGUCCAGGAACUUCCAUAGAGUUUGCUCUGGGAGUUGUGGAGAAACUGUUUGGACGGGAGAAAGCGUUGGAGCUUGCCAAGACGAUGCUAUUGUAAGCCCCCAAUCCCAGAAUCUCUCUCUCUCUCUCUCUAUAUAUAUAUAUAUUCUAUCAUAGACUAGAAUGAAUAUGAUAUGAUAGAAGUGGUUGGAUUCAUGUUUGAAUAUGAAUCCACUCGGCGAAUGUGAUGUUUAUAAAAUAGUCUCUCAAAGAUUUAAUUUCACUAACUUUUAUGUUUCUCUUAAUCUUAUUUGAGUCAUCUCAUCAACUACUGUUGUUUAUUUCUGUUUGAGCCAUUAACCACUAUUAGUCAUGUUAGAUGGUUUACAAAGCCUCUUGUGGCUGCUCAAGUGAAAGUCUGUUUUUUGAUAAUAUGGAAGUUAUGAAAAUUUGAUUUGGACUUGCA